Molecule: messenger RNA, 345 nt
Organism: Protopolystoma xenopodis
Lineage: Eukaryota; Metazoa; Platyhelminthes; Monogenea; Polystomatidea; Polystomatidae
Source: the annotation of a GenBank genome assembly
AUGCUACUCAGUACGUCAACUCACUCAUUUCACAGUCUUGCUAAUACCUUUGUUCUAUCUUCGAUACUGUCUGCUUGUCACUUUUUAGCUAUUGGUCUGAUUAUUGGCAUCACAGUCGCCUGCCUCGUACCAAUUGUCCUGUUCCCGCUCUUCGGAUUCCUCAUCUUCCGAAAUCGGGCCAGACUGAACAAACACCGAGCCGCCUUUUCUGACGCCUCGAUCAGGAGUAAGAAUGUGGACGACUCAAAGAAUGCCGCAAACAUUGACAAACCAGGCCUGGACAUCAAUAAAAUCCGUCACUCGCUGCGGAACAAGUUAGUUCAGCAUUCAGCUUUUGUACCUUAA